GCAAAGUAUUUGUUACCGCAGCAUUAUUUUGAGAUUGUUGAAGAAAGGAAUGCAGAUAACUUGUGUGGGUACCCGAUUUGUAACAAAGAUCGUCAAGAAAUUCAAGGACAAUUUAGAAUUUCUAACCAAGCAAGGAAAAUUUAUGACAUUUCCGAGUUAAAAUGUUAUUGUUCAACUGUGUGUUUUACGUCUUCCAAAUUUUUUGUAACACAAUUAUCCGAUGAACCUGUAUAUAUGAGAAAUUUGGAAAAUUGGAAAUCAGUCAAUGUUAUACCAUUGGGCGUAGAUUUAAGAGAAAUCAUUAAGAAAGAAAAAUCCCCAACUAACCUACUCAUUAAAGAAGAUAUCAAAUCAACUUAUGUUAAAGAUAUGUUUGCUACCCUUCCACCUGCUCCUCCUGGACUGAUCAUAAAGGAAAAAAAUGAUAAAGAAAUCGAAGCUCCAUCCGUGCCAACUUCCACUAAUGAUGCUAACGCGCAUGAUGCUAUUGAGGGAUUUCGUAUAGGCUUUCAAGGAUUAUCGAUUUCAGAUAGUGAUAGUAAGCCAACUACGUUAAUAUUGUCAAAGGAUGAACAAGUCGCUAAGAACAACGCGUCAAAAACUGACGAAGAAGAUUAUGAAAUGGCAAUGUCGCUAGCCAAUUCUAUGUUUCGUAAUGGAAAAUUUCAUUAUCAAGAUGAUGAAGAGCAUCAAAUUGUUUCUGAUAAUAUGAUAUCUAAUUCAAAUUCAAUAAAGACAAUUGAUUCCAUAAAAAAUUAUAAUGAAUUAGUUGAUCAACCAACAUCUAUUGAAUAUAAAGGUUCUCGGGAUUAUUUGGAUGAAUAUUCAUCUAAAAGUCUACAGAAAUCGAAUAAUUCACAACCACCACUUUCACCUGAAAAGAAAGCUCGCAAAAAGAAGAGAGUCAUGUUGCAAAUGUCAUUAUUUGGAAAAAUAUGGACAGCUUUGGAUAGAAUGUCCACGCCAAAUACAAGACGAUAUUUUGAGAGCAUAAAUGGACAAUUCGUAGAAGGCAAUGGUGCGAUUCCUUGGCGUCAACCCAUAACGAAUGAGAAUGCGUUAAUGAGAAUUCAAAUCUUUUCCGAGAAAAUUAUUGAAUGUUUUCAUCUUCUCAGAAAAAAUCUUGCGAUUACUACCGGUAUAGAACGUGAACUUAUCAACCUAAUGAGCACCUUUACAUUUGACACUACAACAGUUGUGUUUAAUGAUUUAGAAAAUAAUGUAUUAUGUAUGGUAUUUUUAUACGCGUUGUCAAUGGAUAUAACUGAACUGCGUGAAAAUAUCUUUCCCGAAAAUUCAUCAUCCAAGAAGGAUGAAGAAUAUCAAUUCAAAACCAUACUUAAAAAAAUGAAUCUCACGAUUGAAGAAUUAGAUGCAUUUGUAAGAGUGCUUCGUAUUGGUCCAGUCUAA
Messenger RNA from Funneliformis caledonium, 1410 nucleotides. Lineage: Eukaryota; Fungi; Glomeromycota; Glomeromycetes; Glomerales; Glomeraceae. The record is from the annotation of a GenBank genome assembly.